Molecule: messenger RNA, 2678 nt
Organism: Tripterygium wilfordii
Lineage: Eukaryota; Viridiplantae; Streptophyta; Magnoliopsida; Celastrales; Celastraceae
Product: transcriptional corepressor LEUNIG-like
Exons: 17
Coding region: 160-2112 (650 amino acids)
Molecular function (GO): protein binding; transcription corepressor activity
Source: RefSeq, a predicted model, not a curated record
UUUUACUUUACCCUGUAAAAUAAAAGCCCCAAUGGGUCUCACUGUAGAAGAAAAUGCCAAAGUUUGUUUUUUUGUCUCGCCCUCUUUUUCGGUUCUCUUUUGCAUGGCACUGUCACUUGCUGCUUAACUAGCUCAGGAAGAGGUUAUUUAGGGGCAAUCAUGGGUUCAGUUGAUGAGUUUUGGGAUGCAGAGAAGAUGCUUGACCUAUACGUACAUGAUUAUAUGGUGAAAAAGAAUAUGCACAAGGCUGCUGAAACUUUCAAAGAAGAGGCUGAUGUUGGUAAUCAUCCUGUGGUGAUUGAUUCACCUGAAGGUUUCUUAAAUGAAUGGUGGUCAAUAUUUUAUGAUGUAUACGCCCAUAGGCAAAUGGAGCAUCAGGAGACCAAAGCACAAGCAUCUGCUAAGACCGUACAGAUGACGGGGACUGAGCAACGAAGUAUCCAUUCAAUAGUGUCAUCAGAACACAAAAAUAAGCAGAGGCUCGGAAUGUUACCUCUCGAUGCUGACCUUUAUAGGACGUUGGGGCAACAGGCCUCUAGUGCACUGGCUGCUAGAAUCUAUGAGGGGGAGCACUGUAGGCAUCCUACACAAAAUAUUGAUGCAAAUUUACAGCUACUUGACAUCCACAGAUUUAACGUAUCAAAGUUGAUGCCUACCAGUUCAAGACAUUCGAAUCAACAAACUAGUAACGAGAAUCCACAUCAAUCUGUGAGAGGAGCAAUAUUUGAUUUUAGCUUCAGGAGACCUAUAUCUGUGGAUCCAAAUCCAUAUAGAUUGCACGACUCAUCUGGACCCUUCGAGCCAGGGAUAAACAAUGGAGUCAAUCCAUUACCAUUAAGUGGAAGGCCUGUAAAUUCUCCUUUUCGUGCACCAAAUCAUAAUCAGCAGUUGCAGAUGUUGACAGCACAACAUCAAUAUCAGCUAUUGGCUAGAGCCUUGACAUGCACUCCUGGACAUCCCAUGCUCACUCGUCCUGAAGAUCGUGACAUUACAGAUGGUCCUACCAAGAGUGAGUCAAGUAGCAAGGAUAGACAGAUUGUAAGAAAGAGGAAAACAUUGUCAAAUUUAAGCACUGGAGAAAAGGUGAGCAAGAGUACCGAAGAUGAUAAACCUUUGGGUGACCAUGUCGAUUCCUUUUGUACCCGUGAAGAAGAUCAUGUUGAUAGCAAAGAUGAUCCGUUUAGCGCUUUAAAUUGCAGCACUACAGCGUGUGACAAAAAUGAGCCAAAAAGCUUCACAUUCAAAGAAGUUGGUUGCCUCCACUCAAGCAGAAGCAAGGUUUUCUGCUGCCAUUUUUCAUCCAACGGGAAAAUUUUAGCUAGUGCUGGACAUGAAAAGAAGGUUCGAAUUUGCAACAUGGAAACAUUCAAUUUCAUCGAUACAUCAGAAGAGCAUUCUCACCUCAUUACAGAUGUUCGAUUUAAACCGAGUUCAACUAUAUUUGCAACCUCAUCCUUUGAUCAAACUGUGCAGAUAUGGGAUGCAGCCCGAACAAGAAAAUCACUUGUCAAGCUUCUUGGGCAUUCCGAGCAAGUAAUGUCUUUGGAUUUUCACCCAAGAAAGCUGGAUCUACUUUGCUCAUGUGACAGUAAUGAUGAGAUUCGACUGUGGAAUGUAAAUAGGGGUGCAUGCAUACAAGUUUUGAAGGGAGCUACCAAGCAAGUCAGGUUUCAGCCUCUAUUUGGGAAGAUGCUGGGUACUGCGGCUGGAAAUAAUAUCAAUGUUAUGGAUGUCGAAACUAACAAUGUCCGACUGCAGUUGAAGGGGCAUGCCAAGGAAGUCCUUUCAAUUUGUUGGGAUACAACUGGGGAAUAUAUUGCCUCUGUCAGUGAAGACAGUGCCAGAUUGUGGUCGCUUGUGUCAGGUGGAAAAUGUACACGUGAAUUGUGUUCGAAUGGUAACCAGUUCCAAUCAUGCACAUUUCAUCCAAGAUUUCCAAAACUCUUGAUCAUUGGUGGUUACCAGAUUCUCCAACUUUGGUACCCAACCGAGGGCAGCAAAACAUGGACAAUUCCAGCCCACGACGGGUUAAUUGCUUCGCUUGCAGAUUCAAUGGAGACUGGAAUGGUUGCUUCUGCUAGCCAUGACCAGUGUGUCAAGUUGUGGAAAUAGGCCCCGUCGAGGUUCACCGGAGAUAUGGAGGUUUUGGAAUAUGGUUCUAGUUCUAACAUGCAAUGGAUUUCAUAAUUUCCUUUUGAUGUGCCUGCAUCCUCAGGAAACAUUUCAUAUAGCAAAUGUUAAUACUUAUGAAAGAAUUGUAAAUAUUAGUAACUUUGGGAUUGCGAUCGGGAUCCCCUCUUUUGACGAAGUUAUAUAUGAUGCUUCCUUUUCAUCAUGGAUUUAUGUAUUUGCCCCCAUCAUCUGAGAUUACAACUCUGAGGAUGAUCUCACUUCCCAUCAAAAUUAGGGGAACUUGGGUUUUGUGAGAAUCUCCAUCUUUGGACGUUGAUUUAAAUCAUGCUGCAGUUUGCCAUGCUAAGUAGUAACCUUUUCCGUGAUUCAAGUGCUGAUAUUUUCUUGAUCAGCUGGUAUAAAGUUCCUUUCCUUAGAUAUGCACCAUGAUGAGGUUUUGGGGUAAGAUUGAUGUUGAGGACAUUCUUGUUGUAGAAAUGCAGUACUUGUGCUAUGUACGUGUAGCCUUAAAUAACUCUGGUUAAUACUCUGCUUAAUGUUCCCCG